AUGGCAGCCUCCUUCGAUGUAGCGGCCAUCAGAGCCCAGUUCCCGGCCCUCGCCCAGAAGCAGGUGUUCAUGGACAAUGCUGGUGGUGCCCAGGUGCUCCAGUCGGUCAUCACAUCGAUUGCGGAAUACCUGUCCCGAAAUAACGUGCAGCUGGGCGCAUCAUACCCGGUGUCACAAGUAUCCACGACAAAGUUCGAAGAGGGCCACGCUGCGGGCGCAAAGUAUAUCAAUGCAUCCCCCAAGGAGGUUGUGUUUGGUCCGUCGACGACGCAGCUGUUCCGCAACCUCUCGAUCGCCCUGAAGGUCGAACCAGGCGCCGAGUUUGUCCUAUCCAGCCUGGACCACGAAGCCAACCUGGCCCCCUGGGUGCAAUUGGCUGAGUGGAAAGGGGUGACCGUCAAAUGGUGGAUUCCGACAAAGAAUACAGAUUCCAACCCCAAGCUGGAGCCUGAGGAUUUGAAGAAGCUACUCACCGACAAGACACGGCUGGUCUGCUGCACACACACCUCGAAUAUCUUGGGCACUGUGACAGACGUUGCCGCACUGUCAAAGGUCAUCCAUGAGACCAACCCCAACACCUUGUUCUGUGUUGAUGCUGUGGCGUAUGCCCCGCAUGCCCCAGUCGAUGUCAAGGCAUUCGGUGUUGACUUCUACUCCUUCUCCUGGUACAAAGUGUACGGACCGCACGUCUCAAUGCUUUAUGUCAGUGAGAAGGCGCAACAACAGAUCAAGAGUCUAGGGCACUACUUCAAAGCUGGGAACACGUUGGAGGAAAUGCUGGGUCUGGCUGCAGGCAAUUACGAAUGUACCCAAUCUAUUCCCCUCAUCACUAAGUAUAUCGACACAGUGGGCUGGGGCGCAAUCACAGCACAGGAAGAAAAAAUCCAGGAGAUAUUGCUGUCAUACCUGCGGUCGAAGCCGGACCAGAUCAAGAUCUACGGGGAGCCCUCCUCGGACAGGAACCUCCGGGUGCCAGUCAUCAGUUUCAGGGUCAAGGGCCAGAGCUCAUUGGGUAUUAUCGAUGCCAUUGAAGCAAGGUCGAACUUUGGCUGCCGCAAUGGGCACUUUUAUAGCAAGCGGCUGUGCGACAACGUACUCCGCAUCCCCGACAGCGAUGAUGGCGUGGUCAGAUGCUCGCUGCUGCACUACAACACUGUCGAGGAAGUCGAGGGUCUUGUCAAGGUCCUGGAUGAAGUUAUCAAGGAUGGGGCAGCGAAGCAAGUCGAGGACCCUGAAAGGAAGAAUGUUGCAAAUUGGUAA
Molecule: messenger RNA, 1260 nt
Organism: Fonsecaea nubica
Lineage: Eukaryota; Fungi; Ascomycota; Eurotiomycetes; Chaetothyriales; Herpotrichiellaceae
Exons: 1
Coding region: 1-1260 (419 amino acids)
Source: RefSeq, a predicted model, not a curated record